This is a messenger RNA of Gambusia affinis (western mosquitofish), 6517 nucleotides long. RefSeq names its product coiled-coil domain containing 146 (gene ccdc146). The record is from RefSeq and is a predicted model, not a curated record. The coding region runs from base 642 to 3884 and encodes 1080 amino acids. The transcript is spliced from 27 exons. Lineage: Eukaryota; Metazoa; Chordata; Actinopteri; Cyprinodontiformes; Poeciliidae. Gene Ontology annotation, cellular component: cytoskeleton.
UAGCAUAGGUUAAAAGGAAUUCAGGUGUUCCAACAGUUGAAGUUUUCUGGAAGUUUGUUCUAGAUUAGAGGGGCAUAAAUAUUUAAUCCUGCUGCUCCAUGCUUGGUUCUCAUUUGGGGUGUAAAGUAGAUUUGAACCAAAAGACCUGAGUGGUCUGGAAGUUUGAUGCAAUGGCAAAAGAUAUUUAAUGUUUCUUGGUGCUAGUGAAUAACUGAAUAUAGACUAACACAAGUAUUUUCAAGUCUAUCCUCUGCGAUUAAGAACUGGGCUCAAGUUUUCCUAGUUUUAGAGCCUAGUAACUAGACGUAUUGCUGCCAUCUAGUGGACAAUUACUGCAAAUGGAAAAGGGUUCAGCAGUGCAAAGAACUACAUAAAAUGUGCUAUGUAAAACUGAAUUUGUUUGUCUUCCAGGAGCAGAAGACAAAUAUAUAUUUAAACAGUGAAAAUAUGAAUUAAAAUGCAAAUAUUAAUAAAAUAUAUAGAUUAAAGCUCAGCGUCGCGUGGGAGACGUGUGACGUCGUUGUUAUGGUUACAGCAACACACCAUUUGGGUAAAGAAGAAUCAGUGCAGACGAACUUUUUCCAACUCUGCUACGCUUAACAAUAGGGUAGCAACAAUACUUUGCUCCCGGAAAAUCAACCAUGGAAGACAUCCCUGCUUCUUGUUUUCGGGUUCUGGAUGAGAUGUUGUCCUCGGGCAAAAUUAGCCAGGCUACAUUCACAAAGGUGAAAGACGGCUUUGAGCUACUUCAGGAUACUUUAAAGAGUGCGCAAAGUUCUGAGAUGCAGCUUUUGGGAGAGGCAAAGAGGUGUCAGGCUGAGCUGGAGCGGCUCCAGGUAGAAGUACGGAGCCCGGCAGAGCAGCGGGGCCCCCCUGAGGAGCCCGACGGUGAGGUCAGCAAACUGAGGCGACAGCUCCUGCAGGCGCACAAUGAACUGCGCGCUGCUGAGGACAGAGAGCACGCAGCACGGCACGGAUUGCAGCGUCUCCGGGAAGAGAAGCAGCAUCUGGAGAGAGAAAUUCAAACACAACCUGCUUGUAUCCUCCAGGAGCUGGAAAGCAACACAGACAUGUUGAAGGACAAACACGAUGCUCUGAAGAAAGAAGUGGCCCAGAGACAACUGGAUGUCAGCUCUCUAGAGUCGAUACUUUGGAGAACCACCAUCCUGACUUUUCAGCAAACUCUGACGGAGGAUUUGGAAACCCUUGAAACGCUGCUAUUAAAAGAACAAAAAGAGCUGGAAGAAAAGAUGGAGAUCAUCGAAAUCAAAGAGGCUGAGAAAGCCCAGCUUGCCUGCAUACCUAAGCGGAUAAUACAGGAAACUGAAAGAAAGCGCUCUUUAUGGGAAGUGGCAAUGAAGAAGAUGGACUCCCUGAACACAGAGCUUUCAGAAACGAAGCAUCAGAUGAGGAGUCUGAAUGAGGGUAAUCAGUCCCUGGAGGUGAUGAGGGAGGAGGUGAUGCAGGAGCUGGAGCGGCUCGGGGCUCUGAUAGCGGCGCGGCAGCUGGAAAACAGACAGCUACUGAAGAAGCAGGAGAUCUGCAGGGAGGAGUCGUCUGAAGUUAUGGGCAGCAGGGGUAUUUUGGAAAUGAAGCUGCACAACCUCAUGACUGAUAGGAAGCAGCUCUACGAGAGCCGAUCUUUGCAGCUCCGAAAGAAAAAUAAGCAGGUGGAGGCCCUCAGAAGGAUGGAGCACGGCGUAUCCAUGGCCACUGAGCAGCUAGCGUGCAUCCAAUCCGUCUACAAGAGCAUACAAUCGCAAGUGCUGGACGCUGUUCCCGAACGAGAGGCCAGCGCUCGGCAAAGGAUGGAGCUGGAGAAGGAGAUUGAUGCACUCGCAGCCGGCUUUGAAAAGCAGGUUUCUAUGGCUGAAGAAGAAAACCAGAAGAAGCAUCAGAACGAGGUGAUUCAAGAGCUGCUUAAGGAGUCAAAUCACCUCAGAGAAGAACUCCAUAACCUCAGAUGUCUAAGACAGAUCAAAGCGGAGGAGCGGAGCAAGAAACACUGGGAACGUCUCAAGGCAGAGCAACUGAGUGAGCGCAUCCACCUGGAGCUUAGAGAGAGAGAGCUGAUCAUCAUGGACCACAACAAGCUCAACGCCGUGCUUCAGCGCAGAAUAUCACAGUAUUCAAAACUGUGUGACAAGUUCCUGGAAGAGAAGAAUAAGUACGUGAGGCUGAAGCAGAUUGCCUCACAGACGACCUCUGAAUUGACGGAGCAACUUAACAUCCUUGAAAACGAGAUGGAAAUCCAGCGCUCUACUGCCGACAGCAAGGACAGAUUACUGAUAAAGGCUCGCAUGAAGGUCUCCAGCAGCUCCAAAAUGAGGGAGAAACUGCGUAAUGAGAUCUCUAAGUUCACAUGGAAACGACACCAAGUCCAUCAGCAGCAUGAGGACAACAAACUGGAGUUAAUGAAUCUCACCCAAAUGAUCAAGUUCCACGAGGGGAUUCUUCUGGAAGUAAAGAGAAGUCUUGAGAAUGCCAUCCAAAGACGCAAUUUCCUGGGGAUACGGCUCUUGGAGCAGGACAAAGUUUUGUCUAACUUUUAUGAGCAGAUGAAGAACCUGGAGGCGGCCGUCGCCAAAAGCAACAGAGCAACCGAGACGGUGGAGAAGCACGUGAGAGAACUGCAGAUUGAGAUCAACGACGAGAAGAAGCAAAUAGACCUGGAGAAGAGGAAGGUGUUACUUAAGAGGAAACUGGAGGAGGAGAUCAUCGUGCUGCAAAUCGAGUUGUCAGAAGCCAGAGACGCGACCCUGAAAAGUGUGACUCGUACCCUUGAAUAUCGGGAGUUAAAGGGCGACGACCCACCGACUCCAGAACUCGUCAAGAAAAUGGAGCAGCUGGAGGUGAAUUUGGCCGAGCGCGAGCGACAGCUGCUGGAAAAGGAACACCUGGUGGAGCGGGUGACCCGGAUGUCGAAGCCGCUGGGGGAGCAGGCGGAGAGCUGCAGGGUCCACAGUCUCUCCGUGGCGAAGAAGCUAAAUGAGGCCCGGGCCAAAAUCGUCAACAUCAACCUCUGUUUGAUGGCCGUUUCUGCAGAACUGUCCGUGAAGCAGGCGGCCGCUUUGUCUGAACACCGACAGAUGAAAGAGAGAGAGCAGCAGCUGUCAGAAGCCAGAGACGAGAUGAUGGAAAGCGUCGGUGAGACCAACAAGUCGGAGGUCGAGGCCUCGCCACUUUCAGAACUCGACGACAAAACGGAGCAGCUGUCAGAAGCCAGAGACGAGAUGAUGGAAAGCGUCGGUGAGACCAACAAGUCGGAGGUCGAGGCCUCGCCACCUUCAGAACUUGACGAUAAAACGGAGCAGCUGUCAGAAGGCAGAGACAAGAUGCUGGAAAGCGUCGGUGAGUCCAACGAGUCGGAGGUCGAGGCCUCGCCACCUUCAGAACUCGAUGACAAAACGGAGCAGCUGCCUGAGCGUGAGAGUCAGCAGCAGCCGGAGGGAGAAGGAGCGGAGCAGGAGGCCGGUCCGUCGAAGCCGCCGGAGAAGCAGGCAGAGAUCCUCAAACUCCACGUGAUCAACAGCAUCUCCAAAUCACGGAAGAAGACCAGGUGUCGCCCGGAUCCGGUGCCGAAGGUGCCAAUGGUGCCUUGGUAUUUCGACGUGGAGGAGAUCUGGAGGAGGAUUGUCCGAGACAGGAGGCUGAGGCAGAGGGAAAGAGAAGAGAAAAAGAGGCUUGCUGAGGAAGGAAAGUGGAGGCAGCUGCCAAACGGAGUGCACACCACAGCCGAAGCCCGCCCCAACUCGUACAUCCCCCUGGACGACCCACUCGGUCUGCCCGUACCCUUCGGACGCUUCGCGCCCAUCAAGCCCCGCCCACAGGGGGCCUACAUGAGGCAUUAUCGCAAUCAAGUAGUGAAACCCUGGGACUUUUAGAAAAAAAAAAAAAAGAAAAGGAUCUUGAAAGCCUUUAAAUUUCUCUGUCUUCUUUCAGUUUCACCAGUAUUCCUUCCUUCCCAUAUAUUUCCUGGAAGUGCUUGAUUUGAAAGCGAAAGUAUGACAUCGUGUUUAAAGGUUUUGGGGCGGGAGACGCAUAAUGUUCCCCCGUACGAUUUCACCGUCGCCACACUGCCUGGCAACACAUCAGCACCGCUCCGACCUCCUCUCCCUUGAAGAUGAGAUUAAUUUCUUAAGCUAUUCCCACACAUUCUUCGGCUUUGUUGUCGUUUCACCCUUCACGGUCGUAAUCUUUAAAUAAAUUGCAACGGGUCUGCCUGAGCUUCACGAAGACGACCAGGCGAGCCCUCGAAAAUGAUAAAUCUGGAGAGGAAGCGGAAGCAGUGAAAGAGCAUGAAGAAUGACAAAGAGAGAGGAGAAUUCAAAUGAAGGGGACGGAGACGGUAGAGGAGAUUCAAAGUUAAUCGGAGGGCUGCAAAUUGGGCGUAAAAUUCACAGUUUGGGGGGCGCUUCACACCAAAACAUGAAGUUGAACCUUAAAACAGCUAAAGGUCUUCCAAAAAUAAAUCAAAUAGAUUUGAUGUACCCAGAAAUUCCCCCAAAUUUACGAGCGGGUGCCUCGGACGGCUGGGGAGAGUUGAUGAAUGUGUGUGUGUAAAGAAAAGAUGUGCAGGAGGAAAAGUCCUGAAACAGCUGCUGUGCACCAUGUCAAACCUGAGUGGUGCUGCUCGCAGCAUGAGUCAACUUCCUAAGAAGAAACCAAGGGACAAAUGUGUGUGUGUGUGUGUGUGUGAGAUCAUCCAAUGCAGAUUCACCCUGGAAGCUGUCAGAUUAACUUGGCCCCAAACUGUUAGGCUGCUACAUAACACUGGCUGCAUAACAGAGUGUGAGGGAGACCAUUAGAUGGAGAAGGACCCAUGUGUUUACACUUAGAGAAAGAUUCACAUUUAUGAUUUUAAUGUGAAAUGUCAUAUGGGAGUGUCUUUCUGUAAAUAUGACUUAUCUUGUGAAAUCCCUGCUCCUACUUUCUGACUUCAGUGAAAGUCUGCCCAGCCUUUUAAACUAUACCAGCUUAAUGUGUGUGUUUAUGGAAACUUUUAGCUAUUUUUUCUAAAGAGAGCAUUUGUGAGGUCAGACACUAAUGUUGGAAGUGAAGGUCUGGCUCACAGUGGAUGCACUAAUUCAUGCCAAAGAUAUCCUGUUAGGCAAAACUCAAAUUUUUUUAAUCAAAAGUUUCUGUGCUAGAAUUAGUUGGUUUUUUGGCUUUAUUGACAUUAGUGUAUUUCACAAAACUGCAAUGGAAACUUUUUUUUUUUUCUUCUUUUUUUUUUUUUGCAUCAUACAACUCGUGAUUACCGAAUGGAUGAUAAUACUGGCAGAAAAGACCAUAUAGUCUGUGUUAACCUUGUUCGUCCAUGUCCUUUUUGACCUUGCUUAAAAAAAGAUAACAAAAAAUGUAUAUUUACAUUCCAGUUUAAUGAGCAUGCAUGGUCUUAAAAUAUGAUUCUGAUUAAAAAGAGUUUAGGAGCUGGUACGUACUCAAAGCAAAAAAAAAACAACAUUUACAGCUACAGCUCCCUUCGUGACUUUGCCGGGGUUGAUUAUUCAAGCCACAUGCUACCGGCUCCAUUCAAUUCAAGCUCAGCCUUGUACAAAAAGUGAAUCUGUCUCCCCAUGUUUACCCGUACAAAUCUGUUGAAAUCAGACUUAAUGUGUGGCAGAUCACAUCGAGCCUCUCUGUCUGCGAAGCCUUUUGUCGGCGGGUAAUCAAGCUGAUGGGAAGCAGAAGCAUUACAGGAAACACACUGGAGGAAGGGUAGAGAGCAUCUGUGGUUUAUAAAUACUGUUAACAUUAGAUGGUCGUAAUUGGGUGACAAAAAAAAAACUCUUAGCAGCUCCAAGGUGUUAAUUUAGAUAAAACAUCUUCCUACAGGUUUUGACUUUUUUGUUGAAUUUAUUUGAAUAUUUAACUUAGUGUCAUUCUAAUUUAUUCUAGUGAAUCAAAACAAAAACACUUGCACUCAGUGUAGUUUCACUGCACACAAAGUGAUCAUUUUAAAGCCUUUAUUUUGAUAACUUUUGACGUCUUCAGUUGGAGCACUAGCUGAUAACGUGGCUGCAUUUACUUCAAAGCCCCUCUGAGACGAGCGGGCAUUACUGUGGCUGGUUCAGGGUUUUCUCUUAUUCUUUUUCUUCCACUCAACUUUCCAUCCACGUGCUCGGACACAACCAGCUUCUUUUUUUGACAACAAUGGAUAUAGAGUGUCAAUGGACAACUGUCGAGAGAGCAGUCUCCCCGGUGUGUUUGUGGGAUUAUCCCUCAUCGCAAUCAGAUAUGCAGAAAGUGCUACUGCUUUUUUAAAAAGGUAUUUUAUUGUGAAAUUUAUAUAUGCAUUUUGUUUCAUGUGUUUUCCAUAAACACCCUGUACUCCAGCAGUCUAUUAUUAGGAUAAACAGUAAGACAGAGAUUUGGGUUUUGACAUUUCAGCUGAUUCCGAAAAAAGAUUAAGCGUUUUUAAUAAGAUUUGGAUUUAAAAAUAUAUAUUCUCAAUAAUUAAUUUUUUUUGUAUUGCCCUCACCAUAAGCCACAAUAAAGUGAUUAGAUAUAAAUA